AUGUGCGGCCUCGAGAAUGUGCAGCACCGGUGCUGCGGGGCGUACUCCCAAGAGGUACGGUACGAGUGCCAAAGGGCGGCGUCGUACGGUGGCUGGAUCCACUGCGCAUACCGCGACGCCCAAGGCGCACGAGCCGUCGACACGCCCUGCACAUCCUGCAGCCAAAGAGGCAGGCCCAGCGAGAGGAAGGACUCGUUCCACCCGUUUCGGAGCCUUGGAGGCCGAACGCCGACGCCGUGA
Molecule: messenger RNA, 240 nt
Organism: Pyricularia oryzae 70-15
Lineage: Eukaryota; Fungi; Ascomycota; Sordariomycetes; Magnaporthales; Pyriculariaceae
Exons: 2
Coding region: 1-240 (79 amino acids)
Source: RefSeq, a predicted model, not a curated record